Messenger RNA from Microplitis demolitor, 1538 nucleotides. It is a transcript of the gene Elovl7, whose product is annotated as elongation of very long chain fatty acids protein 1. Bases 750 to 1538 code for a protein of 262 amino acids. Gene Ontology annotation, biological process: fatty acid elongation, saturated fatty acid; fatty acid elongation, polyunsaturated fatty acid; very long-chain fatty acid biosynthetic process. Gene Ontology annotation, cellular component: endoplasmic reticulum membrane. NCBI's taxonomy places the organism in Eukaryota, Metazoa, Arthropoda, Insecta, Hymenoptera, Braconidae. Gene Ontology annotation, molecular function: fatty acid elongase activity. The transcript is spliced from 7 exons. The record is from RefSeq and is a predicted model, not a curated record.
AUUCAGGGAUGUAUGCACUUAUUUGGAACAAACUUUUGCAAACGAAAAUCAAUACUUUAUGUUAAUCUUAGGGUAGUCAAUUAUACAUGGUACAUAUUAAAUUUUACAUAUAUUUUGAGAGUAGUUCGGCUAUUGAAUUACUAUAAAGAACAUGACAGAACAUAUUGAGUUUGUCUAUUGGUAAAUGUAUUUCGUUUGUAGCUAACGGCCCUGUAGUAGAGCCGUUGCUGAGGGUACUUACUGUGAGAAUAUGUUUAAUGCAAUCAGUAGUCUACUUCAAACCCACCGAGAGGUACAACUGCACCUUACCGUUUAUAGUUAUCUUUUUUAUAUAGAACACGGUUAUUGAAAAUUUUAGAAAAUUAUUCUUUAAAAUUUCUUCGGAAUAUUUCCCAAGUGACAUAACGAUUUUUGUAUUCAUUUAAAAAUUUAAAUGUAGCUUAUAAAGGUAAAAAUUAAAAGUACAGAAUAUUUGCUACUAUUAUGCAAAAAAUUACUUGUUAGACAGUUAAAAAUGAUCUUGUUCAAUGUUCUUGUACAAUUUUUGAAGUAUAACAUAACACAAAGUUUUUUAACAAAUCUUGCGCAAGAUUUGAAAUACAAAACUUUGGACCAGUGUUUGUCACAGGAUACAUAAUCAUAUUGACAGACAACUAGUGGACUUGAGACCAGGCUUGCGCAAGAUUGCUACAAGAUUGUUAUAUGGGUUGCUUAAGAAUUGCUGCAGACUGUUUCUACAGAUUUCCAAUAUGCAGUUUUCGGAAAUCUAUCGCUUCCUUUUCGAAGAAAUUUCAGAUCCGAGAGUAACUAAUUGGCCUUUGAUGUCCAGUCCAUUUCCGAUAGCAAUAAUUUUAGUUGGAUAUUUGUUAUUCGUUCUUCUUAUUGGGCCAUUGUACAUGAAGAAAAGACGGCCUUAUACUUUACACAAAGUUAUGAUUUACUACAACAUUUUUAUUGCAUUCUCUAGUCUUUUAGUGUUUCUCGGGCUUCUAACAUCAGGUUUUACAACAAAACUUUCCUGGGGUUGUGAGCCAGUUGAUUAUUCUUAUGACCCAGAGUCAAUAAGUAUGGCAAGAUGGGUUUGGUGGCUGAUGAUUCUAAAAAUAUGUGAGCUAGGUGAUACAGUCAUUUUCACACUACGAAAGAAAUUCAAUCAAUCAUCUUUUCUACACAUUUAUCAUCAUGCCACAACUGUUUGUCUUGCAUGGAUCGCUUGCAAAUAUGCUCCAGGUGGCAUGUGGACUUUUAUUAUGAUGCCAAAUUGCAUCAUUCAUGUGAUUAUGUAUACAUAUUACCUUCUCGCAAGCUUGGGUCCGAAUUUACAGAAAAAACUCGCUCCUUGGAAGCCUUGGUUGACGAUCUUGCAAAUGACGCAGUUUUUGAUUAUGGCUAUUCACACUUCACAAGCAUUAGCACCAUCAUGUGAGCCAACUCGGAAGCCACUUGCUUAUAUAUAUAUGUCACAAGUUAUCAUAAUAUUUUAUCUAUUUUUUAAUUUUUAUAAAAAAACUUAUGUAACAAAAAAGUGUCAACAGUAA